Lotus japonicus is the source of this 1944-nucleotide messenger RNA. RefSeq lists its product as uncharacterized. NCBI's taxonomy places the organism in Eukaryota, Viridiplantae, Streptophyta, Magnoliopsida, Fabales, Fabaceae. The transcript is spliced from 6 exons. The record is from RefSeq and is a predicted model, not a curated record. The coding region runs from base 146 to 1729 and encodes 527 amino acids.
GGCACGUGACAUUGAAGAGAGAGAAAGAAAGAAAGAUUGGCUUCUUCUUGUUGUUGUUAGCGCCCGCCAUUGCCAUUGCCAUUGAAGAAAGAAGUAGAAGAAGCUUUUUCCCUCUUGAAUUUCUCGCCUGAUUCAGCUCAACAACAUGGUUCAUCUAAUGCCUUCUGAUAUGGAUAGUCUCUGCUUGAAGAAGAAGGUGAAGAUGGAGAAUCAAGAUGAUGAAGAUCCAUUUCUUUUCACCCAUAAACGACCCAAGUUGGAUUCUGCAACCAAGUGUGAUUCAAGCGAUGAUGAUACCCUUGGAGUUCCACAAGGUUUUUACAAUCCUCUUGAUGAGCCUAGUCCUCUUGGUUUGCGUCUCAGGAAGAGUCCUUCACUUUUGGAUUUGAUUCAGAUGAGGCUUUCCCAGCAGCAUGACUCCAGAAUGGGAGAUCAGAAGGGUUCUGGUGGUGGUGCUGCUGCGGAUUCUAAGCUCAAGGCUUCCAAUUUUCCUGGUACUGUUUUGAAAAUUGGUACUUGGGAGUACAAGUCUAGGUACGAAGGGGACUUGGUUGCAAAAUGUUACUUUGCAAAACAUAAGCUCGUGUGGGAAGUACUUGAUGGUUGUCUUAAGAAUAAGAUUGAGAUUCCUUGGUCUGAUAUCAUGGCCCUCAAAGCAAACUACCCUGAGGAUGCACCAGGAACUCUUGAAGUAGUGCUGGCAAGAAGACCCUUGUUUUUUAGAGAGAUCAAUCCCCAACCAAGGAAGCAUACCUUGUGGCAAGCAACAUCAGACUUUACUGGUGGACAGGCCAGCAUACAGAGGCGACAUUUUAUGCAGUGCCCCCAAGGUUUGUUAGGCAAGCACUUUGAGAAACUGAUUCAGUGUGAUCCCCGUCUCAACUUUCUGAGCCAACAACCAGAGCUGGUGUUGGAAUCUCCAUAUUUUGAAUCUGGAACUGCAAUUCAUGAUCACAUUGAAUCCAGUGAUGGUUUUGAUAGUAAAAGUGAAGAGCAACCUAGUUUGUUUGGAUUGCAUGAAGUGGAAUCAGGAUCUGCAGUUCAAUCAUCUUCCUCUAGAAGUGAACAUAAUCUUAUGGGUAAAGCUGUUGAAAAUGUUUCCCAAGAAAUUACCUCACCUAGCACAGUGAUGAACAGCCAUGCAAUUAAAGAUUUCAGGAGCAGAGGAGCUGAAACUUUGAAGUUUCUUAGUAAUUUGGAUCAGAUAAAAUUGCCUGGACUUCACCCUUCAAUGUCGAUGGAUGAUCUUGUAAACCACAUUGGACAUUGCAUUUCAACACAGAUGACAUCUGAGAAUUCGAAAUUUGGUGGUGACAGCCAGUAUGCCAUGUUGGAGGAAUUUACACAAUACUUAUUCAAUGACUCUCAGCUCACACCAGCCUCUGAUGAAAAGUUUGUCAUGUCAAGGGUGAACUCACUAUACAGCCUUCUGCAGAAGGACCCUCCAACAGCAGAGGACAAAACCAUGAGACAUGGUAAUAAUGUUUUUGAUGUAAAUAAGGUUGGAGAAGUUGGUGAGAGUAACUCCACUCAAACUCGAUUGUCACCAUGCAAAAACAAGGUGAUUGAUUUGGAAUGUCAGCCAGAUGAUGCUUCUGGCAGCAACCAGGGAAUAGGCAUGUCAAGGAAGGAAUCAGCUGGUGAUUUGCUUCAUAAUCUUCCAAGGAUUGCUUCUCUGCCUCACUUUUUAUUUCCCAUGCCAGAGGACUCUGUUAAUCAAGUUAGAUAGUGUAAUAUGAUCUACUAAAGCUUGAAAACAUCAUCACAAAAAUACUUAUGUAGUCUUUCAACAGUGUGAAUAUUGUAUGUGAUCUCUGUUACCUCAACUCAAUGGGAUUCGGAAAUUCACAUUGAUGAAGAAUCCCGUCCGAGAUUAUGGCACACUUUGUAUUUUCAGUUGAACAAUAUAAGAGAAUAACAUGUAGAACUUUUGUGUGAAAGAAA